GGGCAAGGUAAUUGGUCUCGACGUGAAUUUCAACAAUUCGUUAAAGCGAACGAAAAAUAUGGUCGGAAUGAUUUGGAGAAUAUCGCGAAAGAAAUCGAUACAAAAACGUUGGCGGAAGUCGAAGAAUAUUCAAAAGUUUUUUGGGAACGUCUCGACGAGCUGUCAGAUCAUGAUCGAAUCCUUGCAACCAUUGAAAAGGGUGAAGCGCGUAUUCAGCGUCGUCAAAGUAUAAAGAAAGCACUCGACGAGAAGAUUGCCAAAUAUAAAGCGCCAUUUCAUCAGUUACGUAUUCAGUACGGUACCAAUAAAGGAAAGAAUUACACGGAAGAGGAGGAUCGAUUUAUGGUAUGUCAGCUGCAUAAACUGGGUUUUGAUAAAGAUAAUGUCUACGAUGAACUGCGUCAAGCCGUUAGAGCAGNAGUUUCGUUUCGAUUGGUUCAUAAAAUCACGAACUGCGACGGUAAUUUUAUUCGUUUACUUGUUUAA
Molecule: messenger RNA, 486 nt
Organism: Anisakis simplex (herring worm)
Lineage: Eukaryota; Metazoa; Nematoda; Chromadorea; Rhabditida; Anisakidae
Source: the annotation of a GenBank genome assembly